AAAAGUAAUAGGCAGAAUAUAUAGCUAAAAGAAAUCUGUCAAGUUUUUUCAUUGCUGGUAUCUGUUAGUAUCUUGACGUGAACAUAACUUCACAAUUAUCGUCAGAGAAAAACAUCCUAAACAAUCAGCAAAGAUAGCCAUAGGAAAUUAAGGAAUUUAUAAGCUGGAGUAGCACCUAUAAUACCUACAUAUAUAUAAAAAUAUUGAUCCGUCAAAUAACUUAAUGCAUUGUUGAAUACUAAAAGUCAACUCUAACAAAUAUGACUCCUAAAUCGCAUAAUAUAUGCUUCACUUAAAUAAGCGCAAUUUCCAACCAAUCUCAAAAAUUAGAUUAUUUUUCUAAUAUUAUUUCACGAGGAAUCAUUGCGUACAUACUACAGCUUGCAAGAUCUGACACAGGAUAACUCUUAAACAGUCCAGCCAGUCAAGAUUCGAAAACCAGAGGGCACAUAAAGGCAGGAGACCUUCAAAAAGAAUACAAAAAACAUUAAAGUGUGACUUAGAUGAUUUCUGGCUAUUCAGAUGACUUGGAUGACUGCAAUCAAAAUGAUGUUACUGGAUACCAAAAUCACAGGAUCGAGAGAGACAAAAAAAGAAACUCAAUGAAUCCUCAUUGUGUCUUUUCUUACAUGGAAAUUAUCAUAAAAAUUGCCCUAAAAUAAUUGAAAUCAAAUUUAAAUCCAACAAGGAAUUACAGAAUAAUCUAUCUUAUAAUAAAUAUUUAUACAAGAUUUUAAACGUUUCAAUAUUCCUAAAACUUCAGGGAGCAAACAGUGGAAAAAAUUCAAGAUAAAUAGAUUCAAGUGUAAACUGAACAGGUGCGGAGGCAAAUUGACGCAAGAAAUACUUGGAUUUAUGCAAACAGUGUAAAGUUUCACAAACAAUUUACUUGUAACUCUGUUAGUGUAGGUAUUGGUGUCAGUGAUAGCACUCGUGCACAAUUGUACCCAGCUAUGAAAAACUAGACAGAAGGUCCAUUUAUCCACUCCUCCGUGAAGUUAAUAUAAUAGAUUAUUAUACAACGUCCUAGUAUAAAACAUAAAAUAGACAAAGGACUUCAAAAAUUAUAUAAGUGUAACUGUGAAUAUUAGCCUCACGAGAAGUGUCGGCAUUUCAGAAAUUUCAAGUGUUCGUGCAUUCGACAUUGUGGGUUUCUUCAUGUAACGCUCUUGCAUUCUCAAAGGUAGAGAAUCAACAUGAUAAAUAAUCAACAGCGCGUCAUCCUGAAUGCAACCGAGACACAAAAUCAUCAACCAGUGUCAGCCAAACCUUCUGUAGUUUCAGUAUCAAGCAUUGAUUCUGACGUUAGUGAUAGAAGAGAUGUCCGUGAGGCACUUUAUGCCGGCAUCUUUCGAAGACAUAGGAAAACUAUCUUAGUUUUGGGAAGCUUCCUCAAAAUGCUCAGGACUUAUGUCAGAGAGGCGUUAUGUCGGUUCGCCAAAAAUCCAGGAAAAAUUUAUAUAUAUCAGACAUACUUGGAUAGAAUACAUGCUCUCUGGGUCAAGUAUUCGUUUUAAUCGCAUCAUAGAAACAGAAUGCAUUAUAAAUAAAGAGAACCAAAAGUUAAAAACAAUUUUCUAAUAAGUAAAUUUGUUUACAUAAAAUUUGCUCUAGGAUUUAAUUUAAUUAAUGAUUUUCACCCAACAAAAUCAUACACAUGAUUAUCGACUAAUGACUUCUUUUUCCAAGUCAGAAAAGGAAAAGAACUAUAACAGAAAAUUGAGGAAAGAAAAACUGAGAGAUGAAUAUAUGUAAAUUAUAUUAAAGUCCGAUUCCUCUGACACUUUUUGGAUAUAAACUCGGCUUAUCUUAAAAAUUAAUAUGAGUGAUUGUCUAAUCAUGUAGUUAAACCAAUUUUAAAUAUUAAACUGUAUUGAAGAAAUCGAGUCUAAGUUAGAUCUCGAAGGUGGUGUAUCGGUGCAAUAAAUUUCAUUGCCAGGCA
Molecule: messenger RNA, 1942 nt
Organism: Cephus cinctus (wheat stem sawfly)
Lineage: Eukaryota; Metazoa; Arthropoda; Insecta; Hymenoptera; Cephidae
Exons: 5
Coding region: 1197-1517 (106 amino acids)
Source: RefSeq, a predicted model, not a curated record